UGUGUUCGCGUUCUCUCUCUCUGUCUCACAUACCAAACCCUUCAACUUCUCAGGCUCCAUUUCAGAGAGAGAAAACGAGCAGAGAUCAGAGAAAAGUCAGGCAAACGAACGAUCAAGAUGGCUCUGACUCACCGGUAUUCGAAUCUGCUGAAGCCGUUCUCCACCGCGGUCUCAUACACGCCAUCUCUCCGCCGUUCAUUCUCCACGGACGAUUCAACCUCCAUCACCGUCGAGACCAGUGUCCCCUUCACCGGCCACAACUGCGAACCACCGUCUCGCACCGUCACCACCACCCCCAAAGAGCUCAUAACCUUCUUCCGAGAUAUGGCGAUGAUGCGUCGGAUGGAGAUCGCCGCCGAUUCGCUCUACAAAGCGAAGCUGAUCCGCGGUUUCUGCCACCUCUACGACGGCCAAGAAGCGGUGGCGAUCGGAAUGGAAGCGGCUAUCACCAAGAAGGAUUGCAUCAUCACCGCCUAUCGCGACCACUGCCUCUUCCUCGGCCGCGGCGGAACCCUACUUGAGGCGUUUGCGGAGCUGAUGGGACGAAAAGCUGGGUGUUCGAAGGGAAAAGGUGGUUCUAUGCAUUUUUACAAGAAGGAAAGUGGGUUCUAUGGAGGUCAUGGGAUUGUUGGGGCUCAAGUGCCUUUAGGUUGUGGAUUGGCCUUUGCUCAGAAGUACUCCAAGGAAGAGCAUGUGACCUUUACAAUGUAUGGUGAUGGUGCUGCGAAUCAGGGACAGUUGUUCGAGGCGCUUAAUAUGGCCGCGCUUUGGGAUCUCCCUGCGAUUUUGGUUUGCGAAAACAAUCACUAUGGAAUGGGGACAGCUGAAUGGAGAGCCGCUAAGAGUCCUGCCUAUUACAAGAGAGGCGAUUAUGUUCCUGGCUUGAAGGUAGAUGGUAUGGAUGCCUUUGCUGUGAAACAAGCUUGCAAAUUUGCCAAGGAGCACGCCUUGAAGAAUGGACCCAUUAUUCUUGAAAUGGACACUUACAGGUACCAUGGUCACUCCAUGUCUGAUCCUGGGAGUACCUAUCGCACACGUGAUGAAAUUACUGGUGUGAGACAGGAGCGUGAUCCAAUUGAAAGAAUAAGAAAGCUGGUACUAUCUCAUGAUAUCGCCACCGAAAAGGAACUGAAGGAUAUGGAGAAGGAAAUCAGAAAAGAGGUAGAUGAAGCCAUUGCUCAAGCCAAGGAAAUCCCUAUGCCAGAUCCUUCUGAACUCUUCACCAACGUGUAUGUUAAAGGCUUUGGAGUUGAGGCAUGCGGGGCAGAUAGGAAAGAAGUCAGGGCUGUGCUUCCUUGAGAAAUUUUCAACACUCGCCUUUUGGACCAAUAAGAAAUUAAAAUGUGAAAUUUUUGCAAUAAAAGCUGCACCAUCUGCCUAUGGGCUGUGGAGUUGGGCUGUUCCUUUUUUCUUUUUUUCUGGGUAUGGAAAAAAUUUAUUUUCCUGUUAUUGGCUAGAAAUUUUAGCUAUUUUUUGUAUUGCUGCCUAAAUUUGAAUAUGCUUCCCAAGUGCUUAAUGGAGUUCCAGAUUAUCUUGUGUAAAUUGAUUUUCGGCUUUAUUUCAUCAAAUGUUUUAUGUAUUUAGUUUCCA
Molecule: messenger RNA, 1590 nt
Organism: Camellia sinensis
Lineage: Eukaryota; Viridiplantae; Streptophyta; Magnoliopsida; Ericales; Theaceae
Product: pyruvate dehydrogenase E1 component subunit alpha, mitochondrial
Biological process (GO): pyruvate decarboxylation to acetyl-CoA
Cellular component (GO): intracellular membrane-bounded organelle
Molecular function (GO): pyruvate dehydrogenase (acetyl-transferring) activity
Source: RefSeq, a predicted model, not a curated record